Molecule: messenger RNA, 2238 nt
Organism: Malus domestica (apple)
Lineage: Eukaryota; Viridiplantae; Streptophyta; Magnoliopsida; Rosales; Rosaceae
Source: RefSeq, a predicted model, not a curated record
AAACUAGAUAAAUAAUUGAGACUGAUAUUCCCAUUGGAGUACAUAAAUAAGUUCCAGAAAUUAGCUCGAUCGAUCAUCCAUCAUGGCACCUAUUGGGGUGCAAUUGCUUGUCCAAGAUGACCAUGUAAUGAUGGAUAAUGGGAUUGUCCAAGUGACGCUAUCAAAGCCAGACGGAAUCGUGACUGGAAUCCGAUACAAUGGCAUCGAUAACUUGCUUGAAAUUCGAAACGAGGAAUCUAACAGAGGGUACUGGGACCUUGUUUGGAGUUCAGCAACUACUGGAACAACAGGAACAUUUGAUGUGAUCAAAGGAACAAGCUUUACGGUUAUAAUGCAAAAUGAUGAACAGGUGGAGCUCUCUUUCACAAGAACCUGGGAUCCCUCCCAAGAGGGACAACUCGUACCCUUAAAUAUUGAUAAAAGGUUCAUUAUGCUUCGAGGGUGCUCAGGCUUCUACUCCUAUGCCAUUUACGAGCACUUGAAGGACUGGCCUGCUUUCCAGCUUGCAGAAACCAGAAUUGCCUUCAAACUCCGGAAAGACAACUUUCACUAUAUGGCCAUGGCGGACAAUAGGCAAAGAUACAUGCCCUUGCCUGAUGACCGUUUACCACCGAGAGGCCAAGCCCUGGCCUAUCCGGAGGCAGUUCUUCUUGUCAAUCCUGUGGAGCCGGAGUUUAAAGGAGAAGUGGAUGACAAGUAUCAAUAUUCAUGUGACAACAAAGAUAGCAAGGUACAUGGAUGGAUAUGCACCGAGCCACUGGUAGGGUUCUGGCUAAUUACACCAAGCCAAGAGUUCCGAUCCGGUGGACCCUUUAAACAAAACCUCACCUCCCAUGUUGGCCCCACCACCCUUGCGGUGUUUCUAAGCGCACAUUAUUCUGGAGAAGAUUUGGUGCCAAAAUUUGCAGUUGGUGAGGAAUGGAAGAAAGUUUUUGGGCCAGUUUUUAUGUAUGUUAAUUCUGCAUACGAAGGAAAUGAUCCACUUUCAUUAUGGGAGGAUGCUAAAUUACAGAUGGUGAUGGAAGUCCAGAGCUGGCCCUACAGCUUCCCAGCAUCUGAGGAUUUUCCCAAGUCACGCCAACGGGGUAAUGUUAGGGGCCGACUACUUAUUCAAGACAGAUACGUUAGCGAUGAUUAUGUAUCCAUCAAUGGUGCAUAUGUUGGGUUAGCCCCGCCAGGAGACGUUGGAUCGUGGCAAAGAGAGUGCAAGGACUAUCAAUUCUGGACCACAACCGAUGAAGAUGGCUACUUUUGCAUCAACGGGGUACGCACCGGCGAUUAUAAUCUGAAUGCAUCAGUCCCUGGUUUUAUUGGAGAUUAUCAUUACGAUGUUGUUAUGACUAUAACCUCAGGUGGUCCAACUAAUUCCCUACUGUUAGUUUUAGGGCUUUCUUCUUUCCGUUUGCCUAUCAGCUAUGCUAAAAUGUUGAAAGAAAAAUGGAAAUUAACAAAUGUAGGCAAUGCAGGUUGUGACAUUGAUAUGGGUGAUCUUGUAUAUAAGCCUCCCAGAGAUGGCCCUACUUUAUGGGAAAUAGGCAUUCCUGAUCGUUCUGCUGCAGAGUUUUAUGUUCCCGACCCUAAUCCAAAGUACAUCAACAAACUUUUUGUCAAUCAUCCUGACAGGUUUAGGCAGUACGGACUGUGGGAAAGAUACUCAGAGUUAUAUUCUGAUCAAGACUUGGUUUAUACCGUAGGUGUCAGUGACUACAGUAAAGACUGGUUCUUUGCUCAGGUUACUAGGAAGAAAGAUGAUAAUAAAUAUCAAGGAACUACUUGGCAAAUUAAAUUCAAACUUGAGAAUGUAGACAAGACUGGUUCCUACAAGCUAAGAGUGGCACUUGCAUCUGCAAAUUAUUCAGAGUUGCAGGUUUGGGUGAACGAUCCAAAGGCAAAUCGCCCUCUAUUCACGAGCGGGAUGAUAGGGAAAGACAACUCAAUAGCAAGGCAUGGAAUCCACGGGCUUUACUGGCUUUACAAUGUAGACGUACCAAGCUCUCGGCUUGUCGAGGGAGACAACAUUAUCUAUUUGACGCAACCAAGAAGCACAACAGGCCCUUUCCAGGGUAUUAUGUAUGAUUAUCUUCGCUUAGAAGGUCCCCCAUCUCCAAGCUCCAAAUGAUGAUAGAUUACCUGCACUUUGUAUAAUAUUGAAGCAAAGAAAUUGUACUUCUGCUUUAUAAAGUGCAUGACCUGAGAUAGCUUGAUUAAAUAGCAAAAAGCAUGCAUCCUUGGGUGGUU